AUGUUCGGGGGAAUCGAGUUCGACCUGAUUCCAGCGCUUACAUGCGAUGGAGGCGGGUCCACCAAGGCUCGGCGUGUUGAAAAGACGGGCAACGCGUGGCUGUGCGGCGAGCUCAUCCUGCGCGGCGAGCGCCGCGGCCUCGCCGCGCUGCCGCCCGAGCUCUGGGCAAAAACCACCGCGCAGCAGAUCAUAUUGUCGGGCAACCGGCUGGCGGCGCUGCCGCCAGACGUCGGCCGCCUGCGGGAGCUGCGGGUGCUGCUGCUGGGCGGCAACAGGAUGACGGAGCUGCCGCGGGAGAUCUGUGAUCUGGCAAAGCUGCAGCGCCUGGAGCUGCAGGACAACCUGCUCGAUUCAGUGCCGGCCGGCCUGGCAAAGCUUGUUGAACUGAGGGUCGUUAAUCUCGAUGACAACCCCCUGGCGGGGCGCCUCGAGGGCGGCGGGCCGACACUGCUCGAGGUCUGGCUCGGGCCGGGCUGCGCAGCGGGCGGCUGCGGCGCCGGCGACGGAGGGGACGGCGCGGCCCCCGUCGGCAGCAAAGCGCAGCAGGCUGACCGCAGCAGUGCGGAUGGCGACAAUGGCCACCACGCGGGCGGGCGGGAGGCGCUCGAAACGAGCGGCGCCGCCCCGCGCGUCGGCGGCACGCUCUCCGCCCGCCGCCGCGCCGCGGCCGCGGCGGCCGCCGCGGCCGACGAGCUGCGGCGGCGGACGCAGCGGCUGCUGCGGCACCUGUCGGCGCUGCUGGGCCCGGAGGAGGCGCUGGCGGCGAAGCAGGCCAAGCUGGCGCUGCUGCAGCGGGAGGCGCGCGCCCGGGUUGAGCGGCUGGUCAGGGUCGCAGACGAUGGGGUGCUCGCGGCAUGCCUGGAGAUUGUCAGGGACGCAGGGCUGGAGGAGGGCGAGGCGGCGCGCAUCGAGGCCGCCAGAGUGGCGGCGGCGCGGCUGGCGGCGGCGGUGGGAGGGGGGGAUCGAGCCGAGCUGCAGGCUGCGCUGCGGGGCUUUGAGGAGCUCUGCAAGCCAGGCCGUGCCGGCGGGCCCCUCUACAAGGAAGCUGCCCACAAGCUGCGGGCACUGGUUAGGGCCGACCUCCAGAGGGGCUGGCGACAUGUGCAGCAGCAGCAGCAGCAGCAGCAGCAGCAACAUCAGCAGCAGCAGCAACAGCAGCAGCAGCAAUUCGAAGGCGGCUUCGGCGGCGGCGACGGGCGGGCAGCGGCACUGAGAAUCUCGUUCGGCGAGGGAGAACAGGCGAGCGGCGGCGGCGGCGGCGGCGGCGGCGGCAGCGGUGCAGAAGCGGGCGGGGCUGGCGCGGAAGCGGACGGGCAGAGGCGCGUGUUUUUGACAGCCCAGGAAAUCAGGCGGCGAGAGCUGCUGGCUGCGGGCGGCAAGACGUAUGAGGAUUGGGCGGCCGCCAAGAGGGAGCAGGCGGAGCGGCGCGCCAGGGACCGGGAGGCUGCCAUCGCGGCGGGGCGGCGCGCCAAACGGGAGGCGGCGGCGCUGCGUGGCGACAGGGCCGUCGCAAUGUGCGAGCUGGAGCAUGCGUGGCCGAGCCGCAUCGUCGAGGCAUACCCGCGCGGGACGUUCUCGGGGCGCUAA
Molecule: messenger RNA, 1587 nt
Organism: Monoraphidium neglectum
Lineage: Eukaryota; Viridiplantae; Chlorophyta; Chlorophyceae; Sphaeropleales; Selenastraceae
Exons: 7
Coding region: 1-1587 (528 amino acids)
Molecular function (GO): protein binding
Source: RefSeq, a predicted model, not a curated record